AUGACUGCCGGGAAGAUUUGGGACCGGGACAAGUGCGCGUCGACGCACAGUGGAAAAGAGAUGACGGUGAGGACAAGGAGAGCUCUGUGGCUGGUGAUGGGCAUGCUCAGUCUGUCCCUGCUGCUUGUGGUGCUUGGGAUUUACACAACGACCCGCACAGACAGCCUCAACGUCAGCGGCUACAUCUCUGGAGUUAUUUUGACCUUUGGAUCAUUCCUGGGACUUCUUGGACUCUGCUUAGAAGAAAACCGCAAACAGCUGUUAUCGGCUGCCAUAUUGUUCCUCAGCUUUGGGAUCAUUGCAUCCUUUCUAUGCCUGUUGAUAGAUGGGGUCUUCAUUGUCUUUAAUAUGGACAUCCGUCCUCUGAGAGCAGGCAGAUGUCAGUUCUACACCAGCGGCAACAGCUACAUCUAUGAGAACGUGUUUGCUACUGUGCCCUGUCGUAACCUGAAGGAGUCCUGUAGCAUGACAGUAAGGAGUGGGACCUGCUACUGCUGUGACCUGUACGACUGUGCCAAUGGGGGAUACCUGAGCAACUACUAUGAGUUUGUUGGGGUGCAGAGCUGCCAGGAUGUAAUGACUCUGUACAUCCUGAUCUGGAUCCUGAGUAGCCUCAACCUGGUGGCUUUCUUUACAGGCAUACUGACCACAGCAGUGCUGGGCAACAUCAAAUACCUGAGGAGCAGUGGUCCUGUCUUCCAGUCUCCUGAGACUCCUACAGCCCCUCUGCUGAUAGACACGAGUACACACACGUCACACCAGCUCCAACCGAAAGGCUCCAUGUUCUUUCCAACAGGAGCAGGUUCAGUCACAUCUCAGAGUGAGCCAUCACCCAAACUCACAUUCACAGAGACCAACCCACCGCCCUUCGCCCCGCUGCCCCACCGGCUGCCUUACGGCGUCCAGCGCCUGCCCGACUGA
Molecule: messenger RNA, 921 nt
Organism: Lampris incognitus (smalleye Pacific opah)
Lineage: Eukaryota; Metazoa; Chordata; Actinopteri; Lampriformes; Lampridae
Product: transmembrane protein 255B
Exons: 9
Coding region: 1-921 (306 amino acids)
Source: RefSeq, a predicted model, not a curated record